Molecule: messenger RNA, 3204 nt
Organism: Hypomesus transpacificus
Lineage: Eukaryota; Metazoa; Chordata; Actinopteri; Osmeriformes; Osmeridae
Gene: sv2a
Product: synaptic vesicle glycoprotein 2A
Exons: 13
Coding region: 426-2639 (737 amino acids)
Biological process (GO): chemical synaptic transmission; transmembrane transport
Cellular component (GO): membrane
Molecular function (GO): transmembrane transporter activity
Source: RefSeq, a predicted model, not a curated record
GGUGUGCGCGAGAAGAGAAAUGGAAGUAAAGAGAGGAGGGGGACGCUUGAAGAAGGAUGCUGUGUAGUAGGGUUGCGCUCGUAGCCUACUACGUCAGCCAUCCUGGUGCACAUCACAGGGACUGGGUGAACAGCCACGGACCAAUUUUCAGUCAACCGGAUUUUACAUCUUUUGCUUUUUGACGGAGUGCCAUUCUAUAAAAAAAAGACAUAUAUAAAUCAAGGUUUAACACCUGAAACACCUUGAUCUCAUUUCACUCAAGGUCGCUGCCCUAACUGUAUUCCUACCGAGUAAAGAGAGGAAGAGGGGAGCUGUCCAGGGUGCUGAAUUCCAGAUCUGUAGAAAUCCACAUUGCCCAUUCAUGCGCCUGGGCCAUUCCUGAUCCCUCAGAUUCCUAGCAGAAACCAAGCAGCUCCACAUCCAAAAUGGACGACGGCUCGUACCGAGACGGGCGGACGGACUUCAUCCGUGGUGCCAAAGACAUCGCCAAAGUGGUCAAGAAGCAGGCGGGUAAAAAGGUUGGCCGGGGUGUGGACAAAAUGGCCGACGAGUACACCAAACGCUCGUACAAGCGCUUCGAGGAGGACGACGACGACGAUGACUACCCCGGAGCCCAGGACCAGGACGGCGGCGGCUACUACCGCAACGACAGCCGGGCCAACGACGACGAGGGCGGCCACAGUGACUCCACGGAGGGCCACGACGAAGACGACGAGAUCUACGAGGGCGAGUACCAGGGCAUCCCGCGGGCCGAGUCGGGCAAGACGGGCCCCGUGGACGGUGUGGCGGGCGCCCAAGCCCAGCUCCGGGACCUGUCGCAGUACGAGGGCGAGCGCAGGAAGGACCAGGAGGAGUUGGCGGAGCAGUACGAGACCAUCCUGCAGGAGUGCGGUCACGGCAAGUUCCAGUGGACGCUCUACUUUGUGCUGGGCCUGGCACUGAUGGCCGACGGCGUGGAGAUCUUCGUGGUGGGCUUCGUGCUGCCCAGUGCCGAGAAGGACAUGUGUCUGUCCGAGCCCAACAAAGGCAUGCUGGGUCUGAUCGUCUAUCUCGGGAUGAUGGUGGGGGCUUUCGUGUGGGGGGGUCUCGCUGACAGGAUUGGCCGGCGACAGACUCUCCUCAUCUCCCUCUCCAUCAACAGCGUGUUUGCCUUCUUCUCCUCCUUUGUCCAAGGAUACAGCUCCUUCCUCUUCUGCCGUCUGCUCUCCGGCGUGGGUAUCGGUGGCUCGAUCCCGAUCGUGUUCUCCUACUACUCAGAGUUCCUCGCUCAGGAGAAGAGAGGAGAGCACCUCAGCUGGCUCUGUAUGUUCUGGAUGAUUGGUGGCAUCUAUGCCUCUGCCAUGGCCUGGGCCAUCAUACCUCACUAUGGCUGGAGUUUCCAGAUGGGCUCGGCAUACCAGUUCCAUAGCUGGCGUGUGUUUGUGUUGGUAUGUGCCUUCCCCUCUGUGGCGGCCAUCUCUGCCCUCACCACCAUGCCAGAGAGUCCUCGCUUCUUCCUGGAGAACGGGAAGCAUGACGAGGCGUGGAUGAUCCUGAAGCAGGUUCAUGACACCAACAUGAGGGCAAAGGGCUACCCUGAGAGGGUCUUUUCUGUGACCACCAUCAAGACGGUUAAGCAGAUGGAUGAGCUGGUAGACAUGGGCGAGGGCACCGCCUGGCACCAGAAGUGGAAGAUGAAGCUGACUGCCCUUUUCAAUCAGGUGUGGAGUAACUUCCUGACCAUCUUCUCUCCUGAGUACCGCCGCACCACCUACAUGAUGAUGGCAGUGUGGUUUUCUAUGUCCUUCAGCUACUACGGUCUGACUGUGUGGUUCCCUGACAUGAUCAAGUACCUUCAGAAGCAGGAGUACUCUUCUCGCACCAAGGUCUUCAUCAAGGAAAAGGUGGAACACGUUACUUUUAACUUUACCCUGGAGAACCAGGUGCACCGCAACGGAGAGUACUUCAACAACAAGUUCAUGAACCUGAAGAUGAAGUCCAUGGUAUUUGAGGAUUCUCUGUUUGAGGAGUGCUACUUUGAAGACAUAACCUCCAGCAACACAUUCUUUAAAAACUGCACAUUCAUUGCCACCCUCUUCUACAACACAGAUCUCUUCAAGUACAGGCUGAUCAACAGCAGACUGGUCAACAGCACUUUCCUCCACAACAAGGAAGGUUGCAUGCUCAGUGAUUUCAGUGAUGAGAACAAUGCCUACAUGAUCUACUUUGUCAGUUUCCUGGGCACCCUGGCGGUGUUGCCCGGCAACAUCGUCUCAGCGCUGCUCAUGGAUAAGAUUGGACGCCUAAGGAUGUUAGCUGGCUCCAGUGUGAUCUCCUGUGUCAGCUGUUUCUUCCUGUCGUUCGGCAACAGCGAGUCGGCCAUGAUUGCUUUGCUCUGUCUUUUCGGGGGUAUCAGCAUCGCCUCGUGGAACGCCCUGGACGUGCUGACAGUGGAGCUUUACCCCUCUGAUAUAAGAACCACAGCGUUUGGAUUCCUUAACGCCCUCUGUAAAUUGGCAGCUGUUUUGGGGAUUAGUAUCUUCACCUCCUUCGUGGGCAUCACCAAGGCCGUCCCCAUCCUGUUUGCGUCGGGGGCUCUGGCGGCUGGGAGCUUCCUAGCGCUCAAGUUACCAGAGACACGGGGUCAUGUGCUCAAAUAGUGUGGCACCGCCCCCAGGGGGUAACCAUUAGGAGGGGGGGGGGGCAGAAGAGUUAGCCACACUGUGAACAAGCGGCCCAAAAGCCCCUCAAACUCUACCCAGUAAGCCCCAGAAAAUAAAACUAGAAAGGGUCUGUUCACAGGCAUCAGACUGCAUGCAGUUACUGCACAGAUCUGCGUAAGUUGUAUAGCAAAUUGCCUGAUACUGGAAUUAGUGUUUAGAUAUUCAGGUCUCUGAAGCUGUGCAGCAACUGCUUAUACCAGAUACCUGUGAAUAAACUCCAAGUCAUAAAGGGAAGUGCAACCAAACUACGCCCAAAAAGCCAACAAGAUGCUCAUUCAUGAUUGGUUGUACUGUAAAUAAGAACAAAAUUGAACAGUGUUUGUGGUCAUUAGAGUUACUGAGUGUGUGUAGUUUUUUCUUGAUACAGUUGUGAAAGGAUUUUUUGAAAAAGCUUAGUUUAGAUGCACUUUCCUUGUUGUAAACACAUGCAUCUGGGGUCCAAAAGGGUAGGGAUUGGGGGCUUUGAUAAUUAACCAUGCAAAAUAUCCCCCUUCCACCUACA